Anopheles funestus (African malaria mosquito) is the source of this 10233-nucleotide messenger RNA. RefSeq lists its product as uncharacterized. NCBI's taxonomy places the organism in Eukaryota, Metazoa, Arthropoda, Insecta, Diptera, Culicidae. The transcript has 10 exons. Gene Ontology annotation, cellular component: cell cortex. Bases 1985 to 8275 code for a protein of 2096 amino acids. The record is from RefSeq and is a predicted model, not a curated record. Gene Ontology annotation, biological process: imaginal disc-derived wing hair organization.
CCCGUAAAUUUAAAUAUAUUAUAGAUUUAUGUGGUGUAAAUCAGUUCUGUUAAAUUACUUUGAAUCUAUCUUCAAAUCGUAAAAUCCCACUAAGGGUAAUACUUUUUUCUUUCUUCCUUCCAUGCAUUGCAUUCCAUUAUUAAUGGAACGCAACAUUUUGCCUGGCGGGAUCAAUACCCAUUACUCAGCUGAACAGUCCAGCAAAAAGCCGGGUGGUAGAAAAAAAAAUACGCUCCCAACGGCAAUCCAAUCGUCCGCGUCCGGUCAUGGGCGGUAAGAUAAGUUGCAAAAGAAAUAUCAAAUGUUUAAAUAAUUUUAAUAGCCACCAUUUCACAAACGGCAAUCACGAACAACCACACACAAAUACACUCCAUAUGGUUCUGCAUCUCGAACAGUCAUUUGAGGUUUGCCGACUGCUGUUGCAAUUCCCUCCGGACGUACCAAGUCCAAGUGGCGCGACCUUGAUCGGUAGCAACAAAACGUCCUUACGUAAGCCGUAUCCACACCGUUCCGUAAUCUUCCAUCCUAACGGAUCGAGAUUCCGUGCCUAAACUCUUCCACAAAGAAGAUGGUGACCAUUUGGUCGAUUAACCAUCACUUCGAUGGAUAUGCAACGGGGAUGGACAAAACAGUACUGAGAUGUUCAGCGGUUCUUUGGGGUAAAAGAAAACACUAAACCCUCAUCGGUUCGCUGUUCUGCUGUGAUUUAGUCUUUUGGGUUUAGUGCUUUGUCGUUUUUUUUUGCUACAUGUUUUCUCACCCGAUUACAUACCGAACCGUGCAGAUGGUGCAGUUUUGCAGAACCAUACGAUCGCCCAGCUCGCUAGAUGAUAUUUUAAUGAUAAUUAUACGUGCUUUCUACUGUGCAAAAGCCGGAGGGAAAUGAAUAUUUAUAAGUGCAUCUAGUGAAUUCCGCGGUCGGUUUAGCGUGUGUGUUUGUGUGGCAGACGCGCCCUGCGCAGGAAUUGCAUAUUAAUUGGUCAUUUGUCAACCCCCGUUUCGGUGCCGUCGCGAUCCCUGGCUCCGUGGGUGAACGGGGUGAUCAUUUUUCUUCAUAUUUCUCCAGCAAAUCCUUACGGUGUGUAUCGGGCUGCAGCAUCGGAGCGAAAUGUUUUUGCAGGCGUGAAAAAUCACACAAACGUUCACGGCCAUGCUACAAAAUCCUUCCAGUUUUUCACGCCAUCAGGGUUUGAGGGUUUAGGAGCCGGGUCUAAAGAUGGCGUUGAGAUAGUGUGAAUCGUUGCAUUCGGUCGGUUUUUGCAAAAGUGAUGAAACAUUUCAAGCGUGGCUUAGUGGUUUAACCAUGCAUCCGUAUCUUUAUAAGCUUCUGAUUGAUGGUUUUAUGAGGGAAAUAGUUUUGCCGUUUUGCAACACGAGAAGAAACUUUUACCAAGAGAGAUGUAUUACAUUUAAAAAAGAAGUGGGUUAAUAAAAUUCAUAACCAAUUUUUUUUCUUACCCACCAACGGUGAUGUAUUUCCAUCGCCCAUUAUCUGGCCGGAAUUAACAACGCAUCACUUUAAGUGGUAUAAAAUAGUUGCUCAUCUGCUGAGCAUUUUUCGCAUGAUUUAUUUAUAAAGGUGUCGAUUGGUCCCUAACGAACCCAAGGCAGCCAGAUUCUAUCGGGUGUAGUAGUACUUUCAUGAAAUUAUCUCUUUCUAUUCGAUGACAUUUUACUGUCCCGCUUAGGUUUGCGAUUCAACUGUCACCGCACGAUGAUUAACUUCCACCUUAUUUUCUCUCAAUUUUCCGUUUUCAGACCUACACACUGCAGUACUGCUUAUCACUCGAAGUAGAAGCGGAAUUUCAAACCAAAACAAAAACCCACCAGCUAGACAAGUUUCUCUGCUAGCAGACGGCCAGGAUCUGGGGUUUUUACCCCUUUUGCGUAAAAGCAAUUGGCAUGCUUCCCGGUGUUGACCGGUUUGCCGCAAAAUUCUUCCAGAGUGAAGGAUCGCUCGUAGACACUGUGGUUGUGUAGAUGAAUGAUCACCGGCAAGCCAGUGAACCAUGCUACAACGUCCACCGCCGGCAGCGAACGGUUGCUGACCAUGGCACGGUCGCGGCAGAUAGUCCUCGCGCCUGAAAGGUAUGCCGAGGGCAGUACAUACCGUCACCCGGUCCGGGCACCGGGACACACCGGACGGUUGCCGCUUGGACGUGAUAAUUAUCCCGCAUUACCGACACGUACGACGAAAACUGGCCGGCAAUAUCUGCACUGGUGCUUGCUGGUGGUGAUCAUCUGCUGGGGCGGGUUCGGAUGUGAUGCGGCGGCAACACCGGUCAAGAGUCCACUGUCCUCAUUCGGGCGGGGUCCACCAAUGUUUAAGCGAAUGGGUGGCCUAACCGAUUCGGGCAGGAUCUCAAACCUGACGCGUCUUCACAGUGGUGAUCUGUUUUAUACAUUUGAAUCGGAAAAAUGUGACACAGAUACGUGCGUGGGGCUGUCGAGCGGUACGGCGGAACUAUCGAUUGGUGGCGAUCGGACCGGCACCGGCACGGUCAACGGACCCCACCGUAUCCCCGGAAGUACGGACCACAUCAAAGAAAUCGACAUGUCAUCGGAUGCGGGCAUCGAGUGCAAGUGUCAAUGUUUGCCGCACCUGAGCACCUACCGGGAAGAUCUCGGCAUCUGUGUGGACGAUAUUAGAGAAUGCACUCUAGCGCCGUUCAUCAGUGGAUCAAGCUCGGAGAAGAUACCGUUCGUCUUUUUGCCACACCGUGGCCAAAUCGUUCAUCCGAGCCGUGAGAUUGGAUUUCCCGGUGUCAAGAUGCCGAUGUGUGCCGUGUCUGCUGCCCAGUACCUAACCACCAACGGUUGGGCAGAGCUGCGUAACCCGAUCGACACCGACGUCCCGUUUCGGCUGUUUCGUGACGAGGGCCGCAUCUACCUGCAGUGGCUCGGUGAACCGGAGCUACGCCAGCGGAUGCAGGGCCGACUGGUGCUGGUGCAUCUGAUGUGCCGCGACAUGACACCCCGCCUGUUGCUGGAGGAUAGCCGGGCCGCUCUUCAUCACGAUGACAUGCAGAUGCCGAAUCAAAACAUCUUCACGCCGUGCAUCGCUUUCCGCGUCGUUGGGACACCGAUCAAAUACGUCACAAAUGUGACUGAGGUAUCGUUCGCCUCCGAAACACACAUCGAACAGCAGUCCGGCCUAUCGACGAAGGAGUACAUUGUGAUUGCGGUCUGCAGUUUGUGUCUGGGCCUGAUCUAUAUCGCUUCGGUUUUUCUCUACAUCCACAUGAAGAAACGGAAGAGUAGAUCGGGCUCGAACGAUGAUGGCAAUGGUUUGAAAAAUGACUACUCCACCUACCAGCAGAAUGAUCAGGUCACGUUCGGUGUUGGCAUGGGUGCCGCCGUUAGCCCAUUCGGUGGUCAGGCAAGGGCCAGCUUUAUCGGACGCAAUGCACUCGGCGGAAGUCAACGGCAGGGUGGAGGACCAACCGUUGGACCACACCGUGGGCUUACGAGUGUGGGUCUGCACGCGGAAGAAAUGGGCAUCGUGAAGAACAAUCCGCUGCUGAAACACUUUCCAAAUCUGAGCGACAAUUCGGGCUUCAUCAGUGACAAUUCCAAUUCGGUGUCGGAGUUUGAGGAUGAUAUUACGACCGACGUUGAGAAGCAGAUGCAAACCGGCAAACAUCAGCCAAAAAACUUCUCAGGGCGUACCGAAAUGGAUGGCGAACAUCGCCUACAGCAGCAGCAGCAGUUAUCUCAGCAGUCCGCACUGCUUCUUCAUCAUCACCAUCACCUUCAGCAGCAGCACCAGCAGCACCAACAUCAGCAGAAUCCGUUGAAUUCCGGUGGCCAGGAUACGGAGUGCCUGCCCGAGGAAAAUGUAUCCAUUGUCGAAGAACUGAACAACGAAGAAAAGCUCGAAAGCAUGAAGUCCAUCGUGAACGGUACGAUGCGCCGGAAGCUAUACUUCAAUCCCGCCUACUUCGAACCACAUCUUCUAGUUUCACCUCCACCGGCAGCUAUCGAAUUUCUGAAUAAGAUUCGCGAAGUGAUCACGAUCGCCAAGUACAAGAUGUCGGCGAAACGUUUUCAACCCUCGCUUAACAUCAUUCCGGAGGAACUGCAGCCAACAAACGGUUCAGAGACGUACGCCGCCGUGCAAACUGCUCCAGCAAGUCGUCGAAGUAGCUUGAUCAGUUCUCGCAAGGAUAGCUCCAGAAAGAGUGCCUGCUCGGGGUGUCCGGGAUGUGAGAAGAAGGUAGCUACCACCGAUCCAGUAAUGGUACCGUCGAGCAACUGUAAGAAUUGUGGUGACAAGCAGAACAGCAUUCGUAAAUGGCUGGAGGAUGUUUCUUCCACGCACGGAGACGGUAUUGCUGAGGAUCUGUACGAUAGUAAAUCGAAUCUGCUUGCUAGUGGCAGUACCACCGAAACGGAUGGAACAACUCCAACACCGAAACCGGACGGAGGAACCGCAAACGCUGGUUUUGUAGGUGAUCAGCAGACAGAGUCUCCUAAGUCACAAGAUGACCGAACUGCCGCACCUGACUCGAUGCCGAUUCGGCCGGACAUUAAGAAGCAACCGAAAAGCCACCGGCCAUCAAAGACGGGGAGUUUGCACAGCGAUAGUUCGUCAACGUCGGACAAUGAAACGAUCGUAGCAAACAGUGUGAAGGAACGAUCCUCUGUGGUGCGUAUACCGUCCGUCAGCAAAUCGGUACAAUCGGACACUAGUUCGGCACCAAAAAUUGUAUCACACAGUUUGAAGUCGGAUUUGGUUAGUAAGAUGAGCAAGUUCGGUAUGCAGGACGGUGCUGGAGCGUUGAUGAAGAACAGUAGCUUUAUCUACGAGGAGACGCGGUCAGUGCAACCAAGCAAUCAGGAUCUGUACAUCAAGAAUACCAACAAUUCGGUGGCUAAUCUCGACACGAACAAGAUGUACGAUAAGCGAGAUCUUUAUAGCAUUGCCGGUAGUGAGAUCUAUAAUAACCCUCAGUUCGAAGCGUCACCGGUGAUGUCACACAAGAAGCUGACGGUGACACACUCGAGUCAUCAUCAUCAUCAUGGUCAUGGAAAGAAACCCCCAAUACCUAGCGCCGCAGGAGGAAGAGCUCCAUCAGUCGCUUCCAUGUCACUCGUCGCCUCUUCCAGCAAGCGUCGCCAAGAAGUGCUUGAUCAGUAUGCAAACGUCAAACCAAUGAAGCUGCGUAAUAUCAAUCAGAUGCCAGACAUGGUAUACGAGGCUCUCGCGAUGGACCAGCGAAAGAUUCGUUCAUGGUCAGAACGUCAUGCAGAUCGGUUGAUGCCACAGAUGGAAUCGUUAGAUUAUAAUGUCGAUUCUUCGGAUAGUCGCUUCAGCAGCAUCGAUCGCCACGAGCGCUACCGAAACGAGAAGUUCUUUCACGACUUUCUAAACUCGGACCAGGAGUGCAAUACGCUUGGGAACCGAUCGGGGAAGAAUUCCUACACCAAGUAUCAGCCUGACUCACCGAUCUACUCACGCAAAUCGCCCCACUAUCUGAUCGUGGACUACGAAACCGAUAGCUUGGAGCGGGUCACCUCAAAGACACCGAUGAGCUUCAAUACCUCCACGACGAACAGUAGCGAUCUGGGUUCGCAACCAUCACCCUCGCUCAGCACCGCGCUCCCGCUCGAAGAGGAAGUAGAGAUACGCAAUGCCAUAUACGAUCGGGUGGAGGGUUUUAGAAAGGAUACUGACACGAUCAAGACGGAACGCGAAGCCGUCAGUAUCCUGUCCGAUGAGUAUGAAGACGUUCCGCAGGCUUCGUCACUGGUUACGGGGCAGCACGAUUCGGCGCUGGCAAACGCGAGUGGCAAGACGAAGAAAAAGGUACCGAAGAUCAAGUGUGAUACGCCAUUUCAGGGGAGCAUCACGAUCGAGGUGGAACACAGUCCCGACGAUUGCGAUCUGUCGGCGACGGACAGCGAUCAGUUCGAGCCAGAUACACUUGACCGUAAGCCGAAGAAAAAUGGACAGACCAAGGCCGCCGUUAGUCGCCAUCGAAGCAAUGUUUGGGAAAGCGAACGGGGACGCAAUGGAUGUAGUGGAAUCGAGUCAAAUUUAACCUCACUGCCGGCCGAUCUUAACAGUCACUUUGUGCUGAAGUCUGCCGGAUCGUUUAAGCACGAAACAAGCUUCGGUAGCUUGAGGGAGAUUUACGAAUCGAAGAACCCAAAAGCCACUGGACCCGCGGUCAUUCGAAAUUCGCUGAACAAUUUGUCGGAGUUGGACGUAAAGUCGGGGAAGUUGCUUACGCUCGAGACGAGACACUCACGACGUCAGCGUACGAAUGUGGGCGAUGCAAUGAUACCGGCACCGAAGUUGGUUCCGCCAGAUUUGAUACCACCGGAGAAUGCACGACAGACCACCCUGUACGACCAUCCACGGUUGCAGUUGAAGAAGGUGGAAGAUUAUGGUAUUGCACCCAAGAAUUUGGCCUGCUGGAGCAAUAGCGAAAAGCUGUCCAACCCACCGACGGGUCCGGCACCAAAACCAAACUUCUGCACCAACAGCGAAAACUACGAAUCGAUCAACAGUUUUACGGCGGAAAGCGACUCCACUCAGUUCACGGGUAUUUCGGAUAACGAUCGUACAGCGUCCGGUGGCAGUAAUAGUAAUAGUAGCAGUACGGGCAAGAAUCGUAACGCGAAGAACAAGCUUCCCAACUAUAGCCACGUUCACAAGAACCCCGCAGAUCAGUCGCUUUACAUCACCGAGAAGUCGGAGUACGCGAGGAUCGACGAGAAGCAAACGUCGCAGGAGGAGCUUAGUGGAAUACUGGAAAGCUACAUGACGCUUGGGGAGAUGAAUAGCAAGAAUUUCUUGCAGCAGGUGGACAGUAAGAUUUACGACCUGCGAACUCGUCAAUCGCAACAACACCAGCAGCAUCAGCAGUUGAUGAGUAAGGCAAAGUUUAUCGAGGAUAUCGACAAGAUCGAGGUACUGUCGACGAAAACUCUCUCCAACUACAGCUAUCCGAUGAAUCGAAACGGACCGUCGAUCAAUCCGAAGGAUGGUGAAGAUGAGAAACCAUCCAUCUACGAUAUUAGUGCACCUAUUCCAAUCGGAAGCCCAGGUACGGGUUCGCCCACCACCACAAAAGUGUUCCGAGUGGAGUUAAACCAGCCCUCCAACGGUAUGCAGAUCGCGAUGGGACUGCGGGAUCGCGUUAAAAAGUCAAAAGAUUUGAAGAACGCCUGGAAAAAGUUCAUCGGCAUAGCUACGGCUAAGUUCAAUGGGAAGACAGGUGAUCAGGAUCUGGAGAAAACGUCCGAUUCGUCGGAUAUUCUCGAAAAGGACGAAGGUAUAUCGUCGCUGAUUGAUGAUUCGUCAGGUAGUGGUGCGUAUGGCUCACACUACCAGCAGCAGCAACAGAUGCUACGCUCUCAUCAUCAUCACCAUCGGAAACGUUCCGCACAGGGACCAUCGGCAGAGGACGGAGAAAAGCCAACAACCUCACGCAACAUAACGAUCGCGCGCAGCAAUUCGCGGUCGAGCACGAAGGAACAGGACAGUGGUUACAUGAGUGCUGAUUCGAGCGAAUCAAAACUUAACGGUAAGAAGAUCUACGAGCGGUUCAACUUUAGUUCCCAAUCUCCCGACGGUACCGGUACGGAGGGCCCUAUUCUCGAGGAAAACAAGUACGAGAUAUGUGCUCUUCAGGAAUCGAACGAAAAAGCUCCAGCAACACCGGAAGCAAUCGGCACCAAUCGUAGCGGAUCGUCUACGGGUGGAUCUUCUGCGGCCGGGUCCCGAUCGGAUAAAUCGAUCGUCCGUCCCCGUUCGCCACCACCGCCACUUCCCCCACCGAAUGCACCACCACCUCCUCCACCGACGGCUACAAUCCCGACGAAGAAAAUGUCGUCCUCACCGGGUGUUGCCGUGAAGGUGAUUGAAAAGCCCCACAGUAAACCACCACCACCACCGUCACCACCUGCCUCUUCCUCACCCUCCUCAUCCUUGACGACGAUCGCACGAACUGUGACCAUUAACCGGGGGGAGAUGGAAGCGGGUCCAUCGCACCAUAGACUCCAAUCUCCAAAUGGCGUUUUCUUCAACACCUCCGAUGCAAUCAGUGUCCGCGUGUACUCUUCCGACGAUGAGAAGUUUGAGGGUAGUGACAAUGCAUCCUGCAUCUCGGAUGAAGACGAUCUCGACUCACACCUCGACGAUAUCUCCGAAUCUGGAGCGGAGAGUGUCGAAACGCACUCGGUGUUCUUCAAGAACAUACGCAAACCGGCACAUCUGACGGUUGCACCGAGUGCGGAUCGUGCAAUGGCUGCCGCUGUUCAUUAGGAAUUGGUUAGCUUUCUCACUUAUGUAAAUGAAACUCUCUUUCCCAAAUUGUGCAAUAAUGCUGUGCUUCUUUCUAGUUUUCUUUUUAAAUCCUCUUCUACACUUCAUCCAUAAAAAGUUAGAGUUUAAGUAAACCUCAACUCUAGCUAUGUGUAAGGCUAGUUCUGUACAUUACAUUCGACCCGGGGACACAUCCAUUUGGGUCGCACACCGUUCGAGAUUAUUGAGUUAUUGUACCUCCACAAGUAUUGAGCUUAUCCAUGAGUCUGCUCGCUUCAUCGCAAGAAGAAGUGCAGUACAUCCUUUUGACGAUAGCCGACGUUGGAUAGCCGAGUAGAUUAGCUUCUAGUGUAUAGGGUUAGUAGUUUAAAUAGACAAAUCAGUGGCAACUGUGCAAUUUCUUUUAAGGGUUACUUAAGUUGAAUAUUUAUUUUUGAAAAGGCUUGAUGAAAGUGUGCAUAAUUGUGUGAAAAGGAAUGGUUGAGAUUUAUGUGUGUUUGUGUGUGUGUGAUUUUUUCAUUGUGCUUAACUACUGUUAAGUUCUUCUGCUUCUGCUGCAUUUUCGCUUUGCUUGUUAUCAGUUUUGUUAUAAUUGCGUUUUGUUUUGCUUUAUCUGAAUUUCUUUUUGUUCAAUGUUCGUUUUCUGUUCAUUUAAUGUAAUCCUUUUCUUGUGUUUCGGUUUUGUAUAAUUUCUUUUGUUCAAAAUAUUUUCAAAGCUAAAAGCGAAAAUGUAGUUCGUUAGCAUCGAAUGUGAUAUGCGGCAUGCAUUUGCACGUCGUUUUGCAAUAAAUGACAACGAUAGUUGAUUAGGAACAUUUUAGGUUUAACCAUUCCGCAAGGAAACCCCCGUAAUUGCCAGACGGCCUUCCCGCAGGGGUUGUGCCUGUCUGCAUUACACACUAGGCCGGAUAUGUGCAAUAAAAUACAACAAUCCGUGUUAAGGUUUUAGCUUUAAGGCAAAGUUUGUACAAUAAGGACAAGCGAAGGAAGGCAAUACAUCCUAAAGUCGAGCACUAGAAAUAUGGUUUUGUUUUAGUAAGUUUUGUAGCAUCUAUCGAUACGGUGUGGUAGUUGUAGCUUACAUCACGGCUAUAAUACCAAAUAUGGCUUACACACUACUUUUUUGGCUCUAAUAGGUAACUUUCUUGCACGUAGGGAAAUAUCGUAGUAUUAGGUACGGUUGCAAGUAAGUUUUAACCCGUUCGUGUUUUACCUUAUAAGAUACAACUGCAAUAACGCAAUGGCCUCAUUGCUUACAACCGAUGCUCAUUCAAAAGAGUCUUUCGGGCGACGUUAGCUUCAUAAGUACCUGCCAAAAAAGAAAGAAAUAGAGUUAGGAACCAAUUGAAAAACGUUCAAACCCAGGCGUUACAGGUUUCCUCAACAAAUUAGUAGCGAAUAGUAGUUAAACUGUUAGCAAUCUUUAUCGAACACAUAUUUAUUCAACAAAUAUUUGCUUAGAUUCUUAGCGAAUGCCUUGUUAGCGUAUUUUGUUUUUGUUUACAGACUGCAUACUAUUAGUACUUUUCUAUUGCGCCUCCUGUUGGUAAUAUUAUUGCAAGCAAACAUUCCAUUAUUACUGGUUAAGAUUACAGAAUUAUUAAAUAGCAUAGACAUUCCCAUCUCCUGUUUAUUUUCCAUUGUAAUAACCGCUAAGACAUGCAAGCCUAUUUAAUGGAGAGGUGAAAGACAGGAUGUUAAGUGAAGUUGUUCUCUGUUAUUCGUAAGUUUCGUAAAAAAUGCCUGAAGUUGCUCAUCAUUUCGACAUUCGUAAGCUUUGGGGCCGUGUACAGUACUGGCUCGAAGAACGAACGAAAGAAAAGAAUAUGUGUUUUUCCCUACAUUUUUCGAUUAUUUAUAACGAUCGACCAAUUUGUCGUUUUGGCAUAAGUUCUUCUCCCAUAUGACUGUAAUUGAUUUUAUGCAAGUGAAUCGAAUAAAGAACUGUUUUUAAUUAU